UUGAAAACAGACACACACUGGUCAAUUGCUACCCCUGAAACAUGCUGGCUAUGUGCUCUAUGCGUCACCAAAGUUCUUGAACACGUUUCCUCAUCCAUAAGAUCAAGGUGUCUGCAACUGCUGAUAUUCAUGCUGGUGAAAAUCAACAUGCCUCUUCCAGACACUGUUUGAUGUCAGAGACAGGAGCAGGACUGAAUACUCUUAUCCUUCUUGUCAGCUGCAGAUAGCGUGGAAGAUGAACUGGAAAUGGCCACCGUCAGGCAUCGGCCCGAGGCUCUCGAGCUUCUGGAAGCCCAGAGCAAGUUUACCAAGAAGGAGCUCCAGAUUCUUUACAGAGGAUUUAAGAAUGAAUGUCCCAGCGGGGUUGUUAAUGAGGACACCUUCAAGGAGAUUUACUCGCAGUUCUUUCCACAGGGAGACUCUACAACAUAUGCGCAUUUUCUGUUCAAUGCAUUUGAUACGGACCACAAUGGAGCAGUAAGUUUUGAGGAUUUCAUCAAGGGUCUUUCUAUUUUGCUUCGGGGGACAGUACAAGAAAAACUCAACUGGGCGUUUAAUUUGUAUGACAUAAAUAAAGAUGGCUACAUCACUAAAGAAGAAAUGCUUGAUAUAAUGAAAGCAAUAUAUGAUAUGAUGGGUAAAUGUACAUAUCCUGUCCUCAAAGAAGAUGCUCCCAGACAACAUGUUGAAACAUUUUUCCAGAAAAUGGACAAAAACAAAGAUGGAGUCGUUACCAUAGAUGAAUUCAUCGAAAGUUGUCAAAAAGACGAAAACAUCAUGCGCUCCAUGCAGCUCUUCGAAAAUGUGAUUUAACUUGUCAAAUACAUCCUCAAACAGACAAACGUGAACGAUUCUAUCACACAAAGCUGGAGCUACCACUUUUAGCAUAGAUUGCUCAGCUUUACAAUGAGGCAUAUUAUGCAAACAAGCUUUGUUUUAACAUAAAGCAACCCCCAAAAGAUUUGAGUUUUCCGUUUAUAAAUCUGCAUCCUUUUCAUAAUGCCACUGAGUCCAUGGGAUGUUCUAAGUCAUUUCAUACCCUGUGAAUAUUCAAAAGGAAUAGAAUCUGGCAUAUAGUUUUAUUCAUUCUCUAGCCAUGUGAUUAUUGAAGCUUUCACAUUAUUGGUGAUUUUAAAAUAUGUUUUUUGCUACUCACGUGUAUGUAUUCAGUCCCAGGAUUUUAAAUGGUUUUCUAAAUACUAGCAUCUGUACUUAAUUUCCAGCUAUUAGUUUCCAUGUUUGAAUACUGUAAUUCCAGUUAUACUUUAAGUAAACAAGAUUACUAUAAUUGGAAACACACACACACACACACAUAGUCCGUUUCUCUGGAUUUGCUGCCUUCUGUUAAGACAUUCAUCUGGCAUUUUUUAUAACAUGAAACAAAUUAGUUUAUCACCAGAUGUCAGCAUAUGCCUAAUAGAGCUUAUUUAAUAAGCAUUCUCAAUUUUUCAUAAUACAUAUUAUAGCCAAGGCCUACAUGAUAUAUGUAAUUUUGGAUUUGUUCAAUCCUAUAAGUUGACUGUUUUCUGUCACUAAGUGAAGUCCAAGAAGGUGUGAAACAAAGCAAGGAUGCCCACAGGCUUAUGAAAAGGGUCAGGACAUCUGUCCUCUAGGCCAUGGCAAUGCUUAGCAAGUUCAUUCUUAACCACAUUCAAGGCCUAUUGCAUUCUGACUCCCUCCUGGCACCUUUACAUUAUGUGCCAUUCAGGGACAAAGAAAUCUUGGUUACCCCAAUGCCUACUAGGUACAAACAGCAAGAAUUCACUUUGAAAGCACCACUGAUUCCAUUAUAUUAAGCACUAGAAUACCCAAAUUUAGUAGAAAAUGAAUAUAAAUGCUAAGCAACUCCUCUGGAUUGUAUUAUGAUUUAGCUCAUCAUAAAACUCCAAUUAUUCAGAUUAUUUUUAAUGACCUUAAGCCAAAAUUGUAAAGCUGCCACGGUAUUACUAAAGAUACACACACCUUCCUUGUUUUGCAGAAAUAUCACCAAGAUCAAGAGGCUAGAGUAGGAGGAAAUUUGCAACUGUCUCUGCAACAAUAAAUCAGGUAUCUAUUCUGGUGUAGACAUAGGAUGUUGAAAGCUGCCCUGCUAUCACCAGUGUAGAAAUUAAGAGUAGUACAAUACAUGUACACUGAACUUGGCCAUCGCGUGUUUGUGUAAACUCAAUGUGCACAUUUUGUAUUUCAAAAAGAAAAAAUAAAAGCAACUAAAAUGUUUAUAACUCUA
This is a messenger RNA of Odocoileus virginianus texanus, 2227 nucleotides long. The record is from RefSeq and is a predicted model, not a curated record. Lineage: Eukaryota; Metazoa; Chordata; Mammalia; Artiodactyla; Cervidae.